AUGGAGUCGCGCGUUGAGAUAGGGAAUUGCGGUGAUUCCGAUCAGGGGAAAAGCAACUCUUCAGCAUCAAAUAAGGGGAAGUUGACAUGGCCCCAGCAGAUCCGAACAAUCACGGAUGAAGAUGGACGUUUUGAAAUGAAUUCGACAGGAAAUGGCAAAGAAAGACCUUACGCGGAUUGUGACCAGUCUGAUCAACGAUUUGAGUCCGGUCUACUGCCUCAAACUAACACGACGGCACAAUCUCACGGUCUGGCUACAGACACACUCGAAGCGGCAUCUCAAGGUCAAGAUGAAAUCUUAGUCACAGUACCUAUUACGAAGUUGCAGCAACUGGCCCAGAGAAGAAUAUUACGGAAGCAGCACAUGAUUGAACUUCAACUUCUAGAUGUGGCCGUUGAACUGAAACCCAUUGUUUCACUAGCCUCGAAUUCCGUCGAAAAUAGCCCAGAAGAAACUGGAACCAUGACAACAACCAGGUAUCGGGCAAAUUCCGCCUUGGAGAAGGUCGAAAUUCGUAUUCAUGAUCAUCCUUGGCCAAUUAAGAAAAUUGAAAUAGACCCGACAUAUACCAUUGACAUGGCCCUACUAGACAGCUUGUCGAAGUUCGAACCCUUCCACGAAACUUUCGAAGUAGCUUGGUCGAAAUAUCUUGCAGACUUUUUUAAUCAAGGCAUUGAUUUUCAGUACCCUCUAGCAAUACGAAAAGUGUGGUUGCGAAGACGCCUUUUCACCUAUCUCUACUCUGGAUCCAGUGUACAUUUGGGCACAGGAACUCAGACGAUAGGGUCCAUACUCGAGUUUGGUUACAAAAACAAAGUACUCAAGCAACUUCGGCUUCUAGAAUCAACUCCUGGCAUCACUGAGAAUACCAAAUAUCGAGCUCAGGUCAAAACGGUUAUCGUGGCAAUGUCAAUUCUGAACGAAUGUUUUGACCUGGUACUUUUGGAGACUGUUGCUCCUAGAUUGAUAGAAAUUCACCCAGUCAACGAACUUUUAGCUCUAAGUCUUGCAGAACUAAGAAUAUCUUUUCGCAUGUCUAGAUGCAAUCUAGCGGAGUCUGAAAUUGCCACUGGAAACACUGGACAGAUUGAUAAUCUGGACAUAAAGGCGUUGAAGACGAUCGGGAAUUUCAAAAUAUAUUGGACAGACUAUCUGGAAGAACGUUUUCUGUUACUUGUCACUGACAGAACACUGUAUCUUGCAUAUCCAAGAUUACACGUUGUUUCAAGAUUCGAGAGGUUGCAAAAAGCUCUCAUCAAUUCUUGUGAAAUUUGCUCACGCAAGAAUAAAGAUGAAUUUGAAGACAGAAUAAUUGACUGGAUGGAGGUAGUAUUGGAGCUUCCAAAUGAUCCUAUGGUCUGGCUCAAACACGCAUACGAAAAUUAUCUUGAUCCAGCGCAUCUGAGUAUGGCUGAAAUUGAGAUUAUAAGCAAUUAUCACGCUGAGAGGUUGGAAAAGCUGUGGAUGGCCAACAUUGCGCUUGAAGCCCAACAGGGGACCGCUUUUCGCUAUUCGGAUUUCGGAAUCUUCGAAAAAAGAAUACCUGUUAGUGCUGCACAAGCCGUCGCUGCUUUCAAAGCUUUGAAUAUGUCGCCUUCGGGUCAUUGA
Messenger RNA from Botrytis fragariae, 1608 nucleotides. RefSeq lists its product as uncharacterized. Lineage: Eukaryota; Fungi; Ascomycota; Leotiomycetes; Helotiales; Sclerotiniaceae. Bases 1 to 1608 code for a protein of 535 amino acids. The transcript has 8 exons. The record is from RefSeq and is a predicted model, not a curated record.